GACUGUCUCGCUUUGAUUUCGGAAUACUUACACAUUGAGAAGUUAGCUUACUGCCAAUAUAGAAGUACUACAUAUAUGGUUAAAACUAUUGAUUUAGCUAAUUAACCACUGCAAAUUUUUUCUCCACCGUUGAAAUGCACAAUUAACAGCACAUUAACAGCCCUAUUCCGCCACACUGACAAAACUCACCGCGAUGACAAUUGAUAUAAAAAUGACAAUUGCAGCUUUUUGGUAUUCUCAGCAAAAUUCAAAAGCUCGAAUCAUGCCAAUUGUCAUUUUUAUUGUCAUGACCUUUUGGGCAGGUGACAAGGCAAAAACAUAUGUUUGUGUUGAUAUAAAAAGUGCGACGAUUUAAUAAAUUUGUGAAAAAAAUAUAAAAAAUACUCAUUUCAAUGGCAGAACAAAUUCUAGUUAUUUGCGCAGCCGUGCUUGUAGAAGACGAGCAAAACCUGGAAAGGAAGCGACUUUUGAGGGAGCUCAGGGACGACAGCGACCCGUUUUCGAUGCAGGAGAUAGUUUUUAUCCAGAAUUUUCGCUUUCCUAAAUCACUUUGUCGCGAACUAAUGCAACAAUUGGAACCACGCGACCCUCAGAAAUCCGCCAUCCCUUUUAUAAUAAGAUUUUUGGGGAGCCUGUAUUUCUACGCACAUGGUUCAUACCAGAAGUGUGUAGGAAACAACUUCCAAAUUGCGAUGAGCCAGCCGUCGGUGUCGCGCGCCAUUCAUAACAUCUCAAAGAUAAUAAUGGAUGUUAAGGGCGGCGAAAUAAAGUUCCCCAAAACUUCAAAUGAGGUCUUGGAUGUUAAAAAGGGCUUUUAUACGGCAUUUAAGAUCAAGGGAACGAUAGGUGCUGUUGACUGCACGCACAUAGGCAUAGUCGCUCCAUCAUCAACAGACCCAAGUAACCCUCUAUGCAUGUAUAUGAACCGGAAAGGUUUCUACAGCAUUCACGUAGAGGCUGUAUGUGAUCAUCGGCUAUAAAUGCAAGAUUUUCUGGAUCCUGCCACGACUCUGGUAUUUGGACUACAUCCCCAACACGCCUUCAUCUUCUAAGAGCACAUAGAAGCCAGUGCGAUAACUGGUUGUUAGGGGAUCAGGGUUACCCACUGGAACCAUGGCUUCUAACUCCAGUGGCAGAGCCACCGAAUGCUAAAGAAGUGAAAUUCAACACCCUACACGCAAAGGCUCGAAAUUGCGUAGAAAGAGCUUUCGGUGUUCUGAAAUCAAGAUUUCGGUGCUUAGCAAAGCACCGCAUUCUGCAUUAUUCCCAUGAGAGAGCCGGGAAUAUUAUAUACGCUUGUGCAAUCCUCCACAACAUUCUUUUGAAACACGGCGUUGCUGCAGACUUGGGUUUCGAAGCUCUAGACGAAUUUGAGGAGGAUGUUGCUACUAACGAAGCUGCAGAAAAUGCUAAUUUGAGAGAGGGUGCGAGAAUUAGAGAAAGAUAUAUAUCUUCAUUAUAAGUUUAAUAAUUCAGCAACGAUGUAACCGCGCGUUUGCAGCCUUAACGAUUUUUGGUUUUAAUUAAUAUUACUUACU
This is a messenger RNA of Rhagoletis pomonella (apple maggot), 1538 nucleotides long. Its product is annotated as putative nuclease HARBI1. The transcript has 4 exons. The record is from RefSeq and is a predicted model, not a curated record. The coding region runs from base 393 to 980 and encodes 195 amino acids. NCBI's taxonomy places the organism in Eukaryota, Metazoa, Arthropoda, Insecta, Diptera, Tephritidae.